Molecule: messenger RNA, 1633 nt
Organism: Strongylocentrotus purpuratus (purple sea urchin)
Lineage: Eukaryota; Metazoa; Echinodermata; Echinoidea; Camarodonta; Strongylocentrotidae
Product: lysocardiolipin acyltransferase 1
Exons: 6
Coding region: 189-1316 (375 amino acids)
Cellular component (GO): endomembrane system
Molecular function (GO): acyltransferase activity
Source: RefSeq, a predicted model, not a curated record
ACUUCAUUCAUGCAUUGUAGUUGCGGAGAAGAUGAGAGUGAAUAUUCAGUGUAAUUCUAUUGACCACCAGUGAUGCAGCGCAGCUUUGGUUAUCGACAAGAGUAAGAAACUUGGAGAGGAAAUGCAGGGAAUUUAGAGUGUGGUUCGACUUCCCAUUGCUUUCUUUAUUCCUCCCAUAUCAUACCGCAAUGGAUUAUAAAAAAGUGAAAGGGUUUGGGGCGCUUUGUAUUGCCUUUUUAUCGGCGUUCGUGGGUUCCGUUCUUGUGAUGGGUCCGAUGAUGCCGCUGAUGAUUCUUGCCCCUCAGGUUUACCGGAGAGCAACGGACCUCGUCAUUGGGAUGUGGCUAGCAUUGCCUGUCUCUUUGCUGGAGACAUUUUUUGGGACACAAUUUAAAGCGAUUGGUGACAAGCUAAAGCCAAAUGAACGAAGUGUGAUCAUCAUGAACCAUCGAACCAGACUAGAUUGGCUCUUCUUCAUUGCUUGUUUGCUGAGACACACCCGAGCAUCCAAUCUUAAAAUCGUCCUCAAAUCUCAGCUCAGGUCAGCUCCUUGUAUUGGAUGGGCCAUGCAGCAGGCAUGCUUUGUCUUUUUAGCUCGUCAGUGGGCCAAGGACUGUGUUUGGUUGACCUGUGUUCUCAAGUACUUCUCAGAGAUGCGCUAUGACUUUCAGCUUCUCCUCUUUCCAGAAGGUAUUAACUUUUGUAGGACAGGAAAGGAGAUCAGCAAUGCAUAUGCCCAGAAACAUGACCUGCCAAUUUAUAAACAUGUUCUCCACCCCCACACCACUGGAUUUGCUUUCACUGUGGACUAUCUUAGGCAGACCAAGAUGAUAGAUACUGUGUAUGAUGUGACGGUGGGUUACUGUGAUGUUGUUCCUGAGAAGGGCGAGAUGGACAUCUUCAGAGGCAACAUCCCUCAAGAGGUACAGUUCUUGAUCCAUAAGUACCCCAUCAGUGCUCUCCCACAGAACAAGGAAGACUUGGAUAACUGGUGUGUGGAGAAGUGGAAGGAGAAGGAGCAUUGUUUGGAGAAGUUCUACACCGGCACCAAGACCUUCGAGGGCCAGGAAGAUGGGAAACUGGAGAAUCUUUCUGGCCAGGCUGUCUACAAAGUCAUCUUUAUACUUGCAUUCUGGAUAUCCGGUGUACUCAUCUCUGCUUGGCUCAUGCUCACAUCCCCCUUCGUGCUGUGGGGCUCUGUAGUGGUAAUGGCAGCAUAUGUAAUUAUUGGAAAGUACUUUGGUGGAGUCGAUUAUAUUUCCAUUGCAAGCUUUAACUUCACGCAAGAUCUGACACAUAAAGCAAGGACCACUUGAUAUCAAAGUCAUUCUACAGUAAAUGCCAAUAUGUUUAUCAUCGCUCUGCAUCAUACAACUUUGGGUAGUUGUCAGAAACAGUACUUUUUCAGGAGAGGGUGGGUAGUAAAUAAUAUAAUACAACAUGAUCAUUCAUCAAUUUAAAAACUAUACAUUUUAGAACAAUUUGGGGACAAAUUUGAGAUGGAGCCGGACCAAAUGGCAACAAAUAUUUGCUCUUUAUGAACAACUUUUUGAGAUAAAAACAAUAAUAUUCUGCUUCUAUAUAGCGCUUAAUACAUCAACAAUGUCUCUAAGUGCUUUAGAGGUAUAUCAUU